Molecule: messenger RNA, 1075 nt
Organism: Frieseomelitta varia
Lineage: Eukaryota; Metazoa; Arthropoda; Insecta; Hymenoptera; Apidae
Product: serine/threonine-protein kinase RIO3-like
Exons: 5
Coding region: 164-808 (214 amino acids)
Source: RefSeq, a predicted model, not a curated record
UUGUGUCAAACGCUUAUCGAUCUUCUACACCUCGUCUUAACUUCACGUGAUAUAUUUUGAUACACUGACAUUUUUAACUCUUCAUUCGUUUAUCUUUUAUCGUCUUCCAUAUUUUUAAUUAUUCUAGUUGUAAGGUUUGUAGUUUAAUUUAUUAUUUGUAAAAAUGUCAACUCCAUGGGCGAAAAUUCAGCCAGUAGAAGGCCCUAUCAAUUUAUUGGAAAUUACUUCAGAACAACUUGCAAAAAGUUUACAAGAAAAAGAAUUAAAAAAGCAUCAAAUUGAAAGAGUAGAUGAUGCAAAUAUCGAGAAUUGUGCAAUAUGUGAAAGUAAUGAUACAGAUAAUGACGAAGUAAUUGCACAUAUGAUGCAAGAUCAGUUUAACAAAGAAUAUGAUCUAAUGCUAAAACGCACAGAGGAAAAAUUCAAUCGUGAUUCCAAAGUCAAUAUAACUUAUAUGAAUUACCGAACUUCUCUUUGUGAGGACCAAGAUGAAAAAGAUUCAGACAUUGAAGAUACAACCAGAGAUUUUGAUAGAUUUGUGAGUAUAGAAAAGGAAUAUGCUUCUAUACCACGUUGUGGAUAUAGAAAAAUGGGUGGUAAAGGCUCCCAAAUUGUUACAAAACAUGAUAUGUUAAUGUCUUCAAGAAUAAAUGCUUGCAGAGUUUUACAAUUUCCACCAGGUAUUGAUACAGGAGACACAGGAGGAUUUGAUGUCAAACUAAAUAAUAAAGUGUUCAACAGUUUAAGAGCUCAUAGUCAUGCUCAGUGUUCCAGACAGAAAGCAAAAACACGACUACAUACAAAAUAAAAUAAUCAAAUAUCUUGUAAGUGUAAAUACAUUAUGAUAAUAUGUUUGAAUUUAAAUUUAUGACACUUUAUUAUUAUAUUACUUAAUAGGCUUUUCCUUCUUAUAUGUAAAUGCAAACUACUCAAUUAUAUUAAAACAAGAUUGAUUUUAGAGCUAUUAAAAUAUAAUUAUUUUUGACAUUAAACAUUUGUUGAAUGUUGUAAUGAUAUUAACAUUAUUAUAUUGUAAUAUAAAGACACAAAGAACUAAAUAAAUGAAUCUUAUUAA